AUGGAUCAGUUCCGCCAGCAGCUGGAGCUGAUCGCGCAGGAGCAAGCCAUCAUGAAGUCGAUCGCACAUCCAAACGUCGUCAAGCUCCUGGGGAUGAUCAGUGAGGAUGAGCACGACGAGCUCUCCACGAAGUACCUGGUGAUGGAGUUCUGCGAGGGUGGCGAUCUGGAUCACUACAUUCACCUCAACAAGAAGGUCAGCGCUGGGGUCGCGAGGACGAUCAUGCUCCAGCUAGCGGCGGCGCUCCAAGAGCUCCGGAGGAUGAACUUGAUCCACCGGGACCUCAAGCCCCACAAUCUCCUGCUCAAGAACAAGGUCGCGCCGGGGUCAGAUCCAGAGGGAGAAGCGAUCGUGGUGAAGCUCACGGAUUUUGGGCUGGCGAGGAAGCUCCAGCCGCAAGGAAUGGCUUAA
Molecule: messenger RNA, 411 nt
Organism: Selaginella moellendorffii
Lineage: Eukaryota; Viridiplantae; Streptophyta; Lycopodiopsida; Selaginellales; Selaginellaceae
Product: serine/threonine-protein kinase ATG1b-like
Exons: 1
Coding region: 1-411 (136 amino acids)
Biological process (GO): autophagosome organization; protein autophosphorylation; peptidyl-serine phosphorylation
Cellular component (GO): autophagosome; cytoplasm
Molecular function (GO): ATP binding; protein serine/threonine kinase activity
Source: RefSeq, a predicted model, not a curated record